Molecule: messenger RNA, 4215 nt
Organism: Plasmodium adleri (nom. inval.)
Lineage: Eukaryota; Apicomplexa; Aconoidasida; Haemosporida; Plasmodiidae
Product: RAP protein, putative
Exons: 1
Coding region: 1-4215 (1404 amino acids)
Biological process (GO): mitochondrial RNA processing; regulation of mitochondrial mRNA stability
Cellular component (GO): mitochondrial matrix; ribonucleoprotein granule
Molecular function (GO): RNA binding
Source: RefSeq, a predicted model, not a curated record
AUGUUUCAAAGAAAAGCUUCUUCAGUUUGUUUUUUUAAUAGGUAUCACAAGAAUAAACAUGGAUAUGAUAUUUUGUUUUCAUCGAACGUUUCAAUUUAUAAAAAAGCAUUAAUACGAUAUUCCUCUAUAAAUAAUCCUCAGCAUAAUAAUAAUAGUAGGUAUAGAAAAAUUAUUGUUAUUCCUUUUAAUGAUAAGGAUAUGAAAUUAGAAUAUAAAAAGAUCCCAUUUGAUAAAAAUGACUUAGACAAGAAAAGUAAAAAGGAAUUAUUGAAUAUUUAUAAACAUAUUAGAAUAAAAGAAGAAUUGAAUAAAUUACCACAUGAUUUUUUAGAUAACUUAUUUGAAUGCACCAAAAAAUAUGUUGGUUGUCUGUUACCAUAUGAAUUUGUAAGUAUUUAUAAAACAUUAAAAAUUAUAAAAAAGAAUAAUAAGGAUUUAAAUUUAUUAUUACAUCAACAAAUGAAAAGAAUAUAUGAAAAUUUUGAUAUUACAAGUAUUAGUAAAUUAUUUCAAUUAUAUAAUUUUAGUAGAUCAAAACCAACAUUUCUAAUUAAAAUAUUAUCUCGAACAUUUUUAAAGAAUAUGAAUAAUGAAAAUGUAAAACCUUGGAAUAUUAGAGAAUUAGUAUCUAUAUUUUGUUAUCUUAAAAUUUACGAUGAAGAAUUGAUUGAUACUAUUUAUAAAAAAUGUAUUCCUAUUUUUUCAAAAUAUAUUAUGAAUUAUGAGCCAAAAGAUGUUACCAUUAUAUUUUAUUCUUUAAUAAAAAUGAAUAAACAUAAUACUAUUCUAUCUAAUGUUGUGACAAAACAUGUGAUUUUGAAUAUUGAUUCUUAUGAAUUUCAUCAGGUAGCCAUUGUUCUAAAUACAUUUGCCAAAAUAGGUGUAAAAAAUAAUAAACUCUGUAAGGUUAUAUGUGAUAAAAUUAAAAGGAAGCUACAACCAGAAAAAUACACACAUUUAGAAAAUAAUAUUAUGACAAGAAGAGAAGGAAAUAAUAAAUAUUUAUGCAAGAGUGAAGAAAAAAAAAAAACUUUUAACCCUUACAAUGUUGAGAAUUUGAAUGAGGCUACAAAUAAUAAAAACUCAGGUAAUGAAAAUGAUAAGAAAGGAGAAGUAAAUGGAUAUGAGGAACUAGAUAGAGGCAAUAAAGAAACUAAUGAAAUUAUUUCAAUUGAUAGAAUUGAUUCAAAUGAUAGAAUUGAUUCAAAUGAUAAAGUUGUUGCAGUUGAUAGAAUUGAUUCAAAUGAUAAAAUUGUUGCAGUUGACAAAAUUGUUGCAGUUGAUAAAAUUGUUUCAAUUGACAAUAGUCAAAAUAAAAAAUCAAUACUAACAAAAAAAAUAUUAGAACCAAAAGAUGUUUCUAUAAUAUUAAACUCCUUGAUAAGAUUAGAAUAUUAUGAUAAUCAAUUAUUUCAUUGUUUAAUCCCAUAUAUAAUAAAUAAUGUAUCCAAAUUUUCUGUUCAAUCAUUGAGCAAUAUUGUUCAUUCGUUUUCUCAAAUACAGAUAUAUCACGAAAUAUUAUUUGACAAUAUAAUUAAAGAAUGUAUUAAAAAAAUCCAUAAAUUUAAAAAUAUAGAAAUGAGUAAUUUGGCUAAUUCACUUGUACGUUUAAAUAGAAAAGAUAAAAUAUUAUUUACAUAUAUUAUUGAUGAAUUUUUAUAUCGUGCAACAAUAGGUUCUAAAUUUUUAAAUUAUAAUUUUGAUAUAAUAUCCUUACAACAAUUGGCAUAUUCAUUUAGUAAAGUGGGUUUAAAAGACGAUAAAAUUUAUACAGUACUUUAUAGGAUGUUAAUAAAAAAAAUAAAUGAAAAGAAUAAGAUACUUAGACGGACUAAUAAAAUAAGGAACAACAAUAAAUUGAUACACGUGGAAUGUAAUAAAAAUGGAGAUGCUAAUAAAAUUAAUAUGAACAAAAAAAAUAAAAUAAAUGAAAAGGAUAUUAUUGAAAGUAAAGAAAUAUCAAUAUAUAAUAAUAAUAGUAAUAGUCGUAGUAGUAAUAAUGUUUCUAUUAUUAAAAAUAGUUAUGAUAAUUUUGAUUUUUUUUCCUUAUGCACAUUUAUCAACUCGUAUGGACAAGUAAAUAUUAAGAAUAAAAAUUUUUGUCAUUUUAUUAGUUAUAUUAUUAGAAAGAAAAAAAAAAAUAAUGAAAUAUUAACAAAUGAAUCAUUAAGUUUUAUGUUAUAUGGUUUAUUAAAAUUAAAUUUAAAAGAUAAAAAAAUAUAUCAAAUAUUAUUAAAAGAAUGUAUAGAAAAAGUAGAUACAUUAAAACCAUUUCAAAUGAUAUUGUUAUUAUAUUCAUUGAGUAAAUUAAAAAUAUAUUCUUAUAAAUUUGUUAAGAAAUGUUUACAAAUAUUAAGUAUAAAUAUUAAUAAUUUGAAUUUAUCAGAUUUGUCAUUAGUAUGUUAUUCUUUAUCAAAUUUUUUAUAUAGAGAUGUUAUAUUUUUAUAUAAAGUAAAUAAAAUAAUUCUUUUAAAUAAUUAUGAAUUCAAUCCAAAAAUUAUUUCUCAAUUAUUUAAUUCUUAUACAAAAUUAUGUUAUUAUCAUGAACCCUUUUAUGAUUUUAUAUUUAAAAAAAUUAUAAUAUUUAUACAUCAAUUUGAUGAAAAGGAGUUAACUAAUCUGGUCUUUUCCUUUAUGUAUUAUUUUCAUAUGAAAAAACUUCAUUAUGAUAAUAUCAAAAAUGAUGAUAAAGACAAAAAAAAUGAACAGCCAAUUGGAUAUAUUCAAAUGGAAAGGGGAGAAAAUAAAACUGGAAAAAAUAUAACUGGAAAAAAUAUAUGCACAAAUAUAAAUGAUGGUAAUAGUAAGGAUAUUAAAUAUGUAAUAAAUGUGCAAAAUAAUAAUAAAAAUCAAAACGAUGAUAAUAAAAUGGAUGAUAAAUAUUAUAAUAAUAAUAAUUGUUAUAUUAAUAAGGAUUCUUAUUGUCGUUACGAUCAGUCUUAUGAUACAUGUAAAAACAUAUACCAUUCGACAAACACACAAAAUAAUAAUUCCAAUGAUAAUUCAUCAUGUAACAAUAAAGAUGAUAUUAUCCUAUAUAGAGAAGAAUUUUAUAAAAACGAAUUAAACAUAUUUUUUAAUUUAAUAUAUAUAUUAAAUGAAAAGUAUAGAACAAAAAUAUCCCUAAUAAGCAUAUAUCAAUUACAAAUUGUUGAUUUAUAUUUAAGAUCAUUUUUCAUGAAUUAUUUUUAUUUUCCUAUUUAUUUAAAAACUUUUUUUUUCAAAUGUAGAAAUAUUAAGUUAAACGUAGAAGAUUAUAUAAUCUUAUCCUCAAAAACACAUCGAAAUAUCUCUCGAUUUCUUAAUAUUGUUGGUAUAAGACAUAGAAGUGAGGUAUUGUUUGGUCCUUAUCAAUUAGAUAUUGUAAUAGAUUUUCUAGAAAAGAAAAACACAGAUAAUUAUUUACAUAUUUUAAAACAUCAAAACUGUAAUAAGGAUGAUAAAAGUAUAAUAUGUGAUAAUUUAUCUAAUGAUAAUUCAAACGAUUGUAAUAUUAUUUAUAAAGCCAAAAGGUUAGAAAAAGAAAAUAUUAUAAACAAUCAAGAUGGAAAAUAUAAAGUAAUUGAAAAAGUUUUAAAUAAAAAUAUUGUUAUAGAAGUUGAUGGUAUAUCUCAUUUUUAUAAAGAAAGUUUUAGUCGAACAAUUAAUUCUGUUAUUAAAGAUUAUAUUUUAAAAAAACUUGGUUGGAAUAUUAUACAUAUACCAUAUCAAGAAUGGAAUCAAUGUUUUACUUUUAAAAAAAAAGUAUUAUAUGCAAUUGAAAUUUUAAAAAAUAUUUUACAAAUAAGUAAGCAGGAUAUAUCUGUAGAGCAUUUUAUUCACUUGUUAAAUGAAAAAAAAAAAAAUGAUCAUACUUUUUUAAAAUCAAACAUGACACAUAUGAAUGUUUCUUAUAAUAAUAACAUGGGUGGUACAGAAAAUGAAAUGCAAAUACAUUCAAAAGAUCGAAUUGACGACAUAUCAAAUGAACAAAUCCAAAAUAAUAUGAAAAAUAAUAUGAAAAAUAAUAAUAAUAAUGAUAUACCUAAAUUUUAUACUGUCAGUGAAGAGAAUAUUUUUUUAAAUCAAAUAAAAAAUAAAAACACACGUCAACAAAAUAUUAUGAAGAAAAUGAGAGAAGACUCAAAAUUAAAAUAUGAUUAUAACAUAUCGUGUAAAAAAAUAAAUGAAGAUCUAAAGAUGAAUCUUAUGUAUGAUGAUAACGACGAGGACUAA